Messenger RNA from Hepatospora eriocheir, 210 nucleotides. NCBI's taxonomy places the organism in Eukaryota, Fungi, Microsporidia, Hepatosporidae. The record is from the annotation of a GenBank genome assembly.
AUGGAAAGGAGGAGAACAAAUUUAUGUUUUAGAAAUAGUAGUAGACGUACAAUAAAAACAUUAAAGUUAGUAAGAAGAAAGAAAGUUACUUGGUCAUCUAGUACAGUAGAUAAUUCUAAAUUAAAUAAGAAGUCUUCUAAAUGUUGUUGCAUUGUUCACAAUGAUGGAAUUGAUGUGCCAUCAGAAAAAAAUAAAUACGAAAGAACUUAA